Colletotrichum truncatum is the source of this 789-nucleotide messenger RNA. RefSeq lists its product as uncharacterized. The record is from RefSeq and is a predicted model, not a curated record. Lineage: Eukaryota; Fungi; Ascomycota; Sordariomycetes; Glomerellales; Glomerellaceae.
AUGUCCUCCAACACAGACAACCAAAUGACAAGAUUCCUCUUUGCCAUCUUGAAGCAGAAGAACUUGAAGGAUAUUGACUGGAACGCCGUCGCCCAUGAUCCGAUACUUUUGCAACCCAUCACCAACGGCCACGCUGCUCGCAUGAGAUAUUCCCGCUUCCGCUCUGCGAUGCUAGGUCUCGAGCCUCAAAAACGCAACCGCACUGUUGCAAACAAGAACCGCGUCACCAAGUCUAAGAAGGAGCAGAAACCGAAGAAGGAAGAAGACGACGACCGCGUCAAACCGGAGCCAGGGACUGGCGAGUUCGACACUCGUGCAAGAUCUCCAGUCAAGGUCAAACAAGAGCACAGCCAGCUUCCCUACCAACAGCAGUUCACGCCGGCAUCCAUGUCAUCACCUCCUGCCCCUGAAUGCCAAUCAACCUUCCAGCCUAGACUCCUCACACCUUGCAGCGACGACAUGUUCUCAGCGCCCCAAAAUUUGCAGUUUAGUCCGUCUGCCAACAUGGUGGGGGCACACCCUGCGUUCGAUAUUCCAUCAGUUUUGCCCUGCGCUCACGAGCAAGAGCACCACCACGAGCACGAGCACGGCCCUUGGGGAUCAAGUCCUAUCUACUCGGCCUUCGAGGCCGCCUACGACAUUGAAGGAUUUAACAUAGGUGCUAUGUGCGACCAGCAACACGGUCAAGGGCAUUCAGGCGAGCUGCACGGGUCACCCACACUGGCAAGCCUCAUGCCCGAGCAUAUGAACAUCAAGAACGAGCACUGGGAUGCUCGAUUCCAUUCUUAA